AGCAAUGGAGCUGACAACGGUCUUUCUGUUGUGGGUUCUUCUCUUGGAUAAAACUGCGUUCAAUAGAGCAGAUUUUCAGAAGAAUGCAGAAGAGGGAGAGAUAAAAGAAUAUUCUGAGGCGAUUAUACAGAAAGUUUUAGAGGAAUUUAACGUUUUGAGGGAGGAAAUUGCAUCGAUGCGCGAUACCCAACAUUUGAUGCAAAAUGAACUUGUUGAGUUUAAAGAAAAGCUGAGUGUGAGCCUUGAACAGGGGAAGAAAAUGGAACAAGAUAACUUGAAGCUUCGACUUGAGAACGAAAAUCUUAUUAAACAGAUAGAAAAUAUAACCUUAGAUAAAAAUAGUCCAAACGAGCGCUUGAGGCAUGUCGAGAUGACCAAACGCAGUACGUUAAGUUCUCCUGCUGGACCGUCAACUACUUCCCCUGUAGCAUUUUAUGCCGUGAUGAAUGGCAACGACAUAGCCAGUAUCCACAACAGUCAAGUUUUGGUGUAUGAUAACAUCCAUGUCAAUUCUCUAAAUGCUUAUAACAAACACAACGGAAAGUUUACAGCUCCUGUAAAAGGAAUAUACGUUUUCUUUGCUAAUGUUCUCACAUUUCUAGGAAAGAAGCUGGAAGCAUUAAUUGUACGGAAUGGCGUAAACUUCUGUAACAUUUAUGCUGGCGACGGAACGGGAUACGGAUCUGGUUCCAAUAUGGCUGUGGUCGCUUUAGAAGUGGGUGAUGUGGUGUGGGUCAAAGUUCACCUUCACGACCCUGGAGUUCAUUUGGACGGUCCGUGGACAUCGUUUUCGGGUUUUCUUCUUUAUGAUACAUCUGAACACUGGAUUCAUGUAGAACCAUGAAUGAUAAAUUGAAGUUUUAUUUUGUC
This is a messenger RNA of Magallana angulata, 870 nucleotides long. RefSeq lists its product as uncharacterized. Gene Ontology annotation, molecular function: protein binding. The coding region runs from base 5 to 844 and encodes 279 amino acids. The transcript has a single exon. The record is from RefSeq and is a predicted model, not a curated record. Lineage: Eukaryota; Metazoa; Mollusca; Bivalvia; Ostreida; Ostreidae.